Molecule: messenger RNA, 1654 nt
Organism: Colias croceus (clouded yellow)
Lineage: Eukaryota; Metazoa; Arthropoda; Insecta; Lepidoptera; Pieridae
Gene: Lnk
Product: SH2B adapter protein 1
Exons: 5
Coding region: 149-1618 (489 amino acids)
Biological process (GO): intracellular signal transduction
Cellular component (GO): plasma membrane
Molecular function (GO): transmembrane receptor protein tyrosine kinase adaptor activity
Source: RefSeq, a predicted model, not a curated record
UGUGAGCAUCAUGAAUCUUAUUUUGAUUGCAAAAUUGUCAUAAAAUCUCUGUACAGUGUUAGUUUCAAAACAAAUUAUUGAUAAUUGUUAUGUUUAUAAGUGUAACGUUAUAGUUAUCCAAGUGGAGCUAAUAAAGAAAUUGCUUGCCAUGGCCGGCCCGUCCGACGGCGACUCCGACGGAUGGGUCGAGUUCUGCGAGCGUCAGGCUAAAACUGCCGCUCAGGACUUUGCCAAGGCUUGCGUGCAAUAUAUCCAGACCAGUACCAGCGAAGGUACGGCAAGGCCUUACACAUCACAAAAGGAAUUGCUAAAGAAAUUCGUUGAAUGUUUCUCAGAGCAUUUCGAUUAUGAAUUCGGAAAGUUGAAAGCACAGCAUAAAUUACCGAAUGGUACGCAUACAGGCCACGACGAGAGUGACUAUUCAGAAGAUACAGAAUCGCCCAAAACUCAUCACAAACCUUUCUUUAGAAGGUUAUCAUUUAAAGGUUUACGACGUGGUAAGGGUCUUUUCCAAAAACAGCAUUCUGAUGAGGUUGAGUUAUCGUCUAAUUUGAACAAACAUAAUAAAACAAAGUUAGCUAAGAUAGUUGUUGAAUGUAGAAAAGAGGGUUUAGUGAAUUAUUUAACUCCUGAAAGCUUGGAGCAACCAGGAGGCCCACAAAAAUGGGAGAAAUGUAGACUAGCUCUAGUUAAAACGGUUGGCGGGUACAUGUUGGAGUUUUAUUCCCCGCCUAAAGCUCAAAAACCUAGAAGCGGUGUGUUUUGCUUCCUUAUAUCUGAGGCAAGAGAAACCACACCAUUAGAAAUGCCGGAUCAUGAAAAUACUUUUGUAUUGAAGGCUGACAAUAAUAUGGAAUAUGUAAUAGAAGCGGCAGACGUUGACGAUAUGAAAUCUUGGUUAGCAACAAUAAAAUACUGCAUGCGAUCAGCACCCACCACACAGCCUCCGCCAGACACGCUAGCAGGAAUGCCAGAACCAGCGCCCCCUGACCUUCCACCGCGACGCGACCUACCUUCUAGUACUAGUAAUGCAGAUUUAACUACUGACACUCCGGAAGAGGCUGAAUUAGGUUCAAUAGCAGAAGAGGGUUGCGAGUCACCCCCACGGGUAUCCCUAGCGGAAUGGCCCUGGUUCCACGGCACACUGGCCCGCGCGGCGGCCGCGGCGUGCGUGCUGGCGGGCGGGACAUCGGCGCACGGGUGUUACUUAGUGCGACAGAGUGAAACACGGCGUGGGGAAUACGUGCUGACGUUUAACUUUCAGGGGCGUGCGAAACACCUGCGCAUGACGCUCAGCGACUCGGGCCAGUGCCGCGUGCAGCACCUCUGGUUCCCCAACGUGCACGAGAUGCUCGAGCACUUCCGCGCGAACCCGAUCCCGCUCGAGUCGGGCGGUGCUGCUGACGUCACGCUCACCGAGUACGUCGUGUGCCAGGACGGCGCGAGGCACCAAUUGGAGGUGUCCCACGGUAGUGACGUCAGAAUGCGUCGCGCGGAAAUGGAGGCGCUGUUUCACGCUACAAGCAGUCCGCAAGACAACAGAGCGGUGGACAACCAAUAUGUACUGUGUAAUAUACGACCCUCCACUUCUGAUAGGAAUGGUGCUUCAAGGGAUUAGACAAAAUCCUAUGUGUAGGUUGGAAAUGCUAGUAAA